AUGAUUGAUAAUAAGAAUGCCCUAAUUAGUUGUAGCGCAUUUAAAGAGAGUGGUGUUUUGAAGGGAUGGUGCGAAAGAUUGCUGAUUUAUGAUUUAUUGAAACAAGUAAAAUUUAUGAUAGAUAGAGAGGUAUUGAGAUACAUAGACGUGAAGGGGUAAACUCAAAAGUAGUUGUUAAUUGAAAAUUACAUUAUCCAUCCUGUUGGUUUUCAUUAAGGAAAGUGGUCAAUUAAAUUUAAGACUCAAUAGGAAAUUGAACCGAGAGUGGCAAGGUUUGGUUGGACUAAUCAAUCGGAAGCCCUCCAGUGGUACGAUUACUUCAACGGAAAAUAUUUGACUUAGAAAAUCAAAAAAGAGAACAUGGAGAGGAAUCUCUAAGAAUGGGAUAAAUUUAUGCCUGAAUCUGAACGAGUGGUGAAUCAAAUAGUGCCUACGAUGGAUAUUAAACCAAGUUAAAUUUCAAGAAUGAGACAACUCAUACCAUUAUUACCACAAUUUUUAUAAAAUGAUAUUGAAAUUAUAUUAGAAAAUACAUUUGAAAAUUUAUAAGGUUUUUCAGACAUCCAUUCCUUUAAAGUGUUGCAUCAAUCUCAAAAUAAAGUACUCUAUCAAGAUUCUAAGGAUCCUUUGCAUAUGCGAUUCUUUCUGAAAUCUGAAAUGUCUCCAACCAAAAUAUUUGAUGAACUAUCAACACAUAAUUUCAUAGAUAAUUGGAGUCCUCAAGUAUCCAUCUACUAAGUGUAUCCGACUAAAAAAGACUGUGCUAUAAUCUAUACUGAAUUUGAUCUAAGCAGAAAUACAUAAGAGAAGAUCGAUGAAAUAGAAUUUGCAGGAACUUACAAUUUUCAGUAAAAACAAAAGCAAAACAUACAAAACGAAAAGAUAAGAUUGAUCUACACAUAGAAACACUUUCAAAUUGAUGAAAGUGCUUAUUGCAUUCUGAAAAAAUAUAUUGGUAAUGAAAUACAUCACAAUCAAUUUGAUAAAGACAGAAUCGAUGGGACUGAUGAAUAUAAAAUCACCAGAUCAUGUGUUCUAAUAUAAGCAUAAUAAGAUGGCGAUUACAAAACCUAAAUUAUUGAAGACAUGUAUUUGUAAUGCUAAAACGGAGAAAAGGGUGAGGAGGUUAUGAAACGAUUCCUUCUGUCAUUCUCAAACAUUGAUGAUCAAAUAUUAGAAGCUGAUCACUACAUCAAAUAGAAGACAGAACAUGUGCUUAUCAAGAAUGAGGAUGAUAUUGAGAACUUUCAAAUUUCAUUUAUUCAAAUAGAGGAGUAAAUACAUAGAAUUACCUCUGAAGAGCAUCAACAAUAAUCUAUCUAAGAAUAUCAAGAAAUAUUGAAUUUAAUCUAAAGUGGAUAUUACAUCCAACUAUCCAUCAAUAGAUAAUUUAAUCAAAAUAUUUUACCCGGAUUGGAUAAAUAAUUGGAAACCUCCAAGGAAGACGGCCAUUUCUUACUAACUAAAUAUUACGAACUUGACCCCAAGAAGGGAGGCUUAAUUUAUACUAACAAAAAAUUAGUCAGCGAUUAAAGAAGUGUCCUAUUAGACAUCAUUAAGAGGAUGGGUUCCAAUUUGUUAAGUGGCAAAUCUUUGAUGUCUGUCUCCUUGCCUAUUCAGGUCUUUGAAUCUAGGUCAUUUUUAGAGAGAAUGGCAAGAGCAUAAGGCCAUGCUCCCAUCUUUCUUGAAAAAGCAGCCUAAACAAUGGAUGUUAUGGAGUAGAUGAAAUUAACAGUUGCCUUUUAGAUGUCGAGUUUUAUGAUGGGAAUCUAGCAAGAAAAACCAUUCAAUCCUAUUAUUGGAGAAACCUUUGAAGGUAGAAUUAAGGGAUGUCCAAUAUAUUUGGAACAGACCUCCCAUCAUCCACCGAUAUCAAAUUAUAUCAUGUAUGGAAGGGGAUAUAAGCUAUUCGGAGCAUUUUGUCCUGUUGUUAACAUGGGAACUAAUAGUUUGGCAGGUGAGCAAUAAGGUCAUUCACAAAUUCUGUAUCAAAACACUAAUCUCAAAUUUUAUUAUCUGGCUCAACCAUUUAUGCUCUAUGGAGUUUUGCUUGGCUAAAGAAGUGUCAAUUGUCAUAAGAGGAGUUUUUGUUUCUAACCUGAACAUUAAUUGUUAAUGGAAAUCAUAUUUAACCCCAAGGACAAGUCCUCAAGCUUUUUUAGCUCCUCAUAACAAAAGAUAGAUGCUUUAGUUGGCAAAGUUUGUAAAGUAACUCCAGGAUGCAUUGAAAAAUGUUUAAAGGCUCAUAAAACAAAAUUCAGGAAUCAAGUUGAAAAUUCUACCAUAAGAGAUUCUAGACACUUACAAUUACUAGUAUCAAAGGUAGAUGGACAUCUUAUAUAUAAUUUGAUAAUGUUAAAUAUUGGGAUAUUGAUCUACACAGACCUUAUGUUCUCGAGUUGGAGUCGUCUCCAUUGCCAUCCGAUUGUCUCUAUAGAUUGGAUUUGUUAUUUAUGA
Paramecium tetraurelia is the source of this 2457-nucleotide messenger RNA. RefSeq lists its product as uncharacterized. Gene Ontology annotation, cellular component: intracellular membrane-bounded organelle; membrane; cytosol. The record is from RefSeq and is a predicted model, not a curated record. Gene Ontology annotation, molecular function: sterol binding. NCBI's taxonomy places the organism in Eukaryota, Ciliophora, Oligohymenophorea, Peniculida, Parameciidae. The transcript is spliced from 4 exons.